AGUUGUUGGAUCCUGUUGUGGUGUUAGAAACUGCAGCUGAGCACCAGUUCAUCGUCUGAUCCACGCUCUCGACAUCGCUCGCAGACUGUGGAUGUCUCAGCAAUCAGCAGUUCCAAAGCCUUCACUCCAAGGAGUCCGCAUAAAAGCACGCAAAGGCCAAGUCAAAGCACACGCAAAGCACGAGCCAGCCAUCUUUAGAGACCAGCUCUAUAAACAUCUUGAAACAGUUCCAGAAAACGACUUUGACGGAUUCAGCGCUAAACUUGUUCAGGCUGGCGGUACGCUCGAAUAUCUUAAAUAUGCCGACGCCCUGUUCGAGAUCCUCCUCGUGGGCGGGCUCAUCCAGCCAGGUGGGUCAUAUCUUGAUGAUGGCGCGCCCAUGUCGCCAUUCUCCAUUUUCAACGCACGCAACCCGCCCGACCUCGUGGAGUUGAAGAAGUAUGUUGAUGUGUUCAACAAAUUGAAUAGAAGGUACAUGCGAUUAAACCCUUCGAGGAGCAGAGUCUCCCCACUCUGCCUGCAGUAUAUCGGCCGCUGGUCAUCUGAACAGCGUGACAAGCUUGCCAUGACAAUUGGUCUUCUCCUUUCGCAGGGCCUCGUGACCGCAGCUUGUCUCCAGAGUCUAACCAAGGAUCACCUCGUCAAGAACGAUCAAUCCAUCGACAUCCUUGCGCAUGUCUUUCGCGCAUAUCUCACCGACCAGUCGAUCGACCAUCUUGCUGCGACGCUCAAGCGCGGCAAUAUCAAAGAUCUACUCCUCUUCUUCCCUACCAACAAGAGGGACCCCAAGGUUCUUGAUGCAUUCUUCCGGGAGAAAAACCUCCCUACUGUUGCCGACUGGUACAUGAAGAAGCAAUAUGCGAUCGCGAAAGAUGCAAUCAUGAAUGAACUAAGGGAAGUGGUAGAACGCAGCGAUGACAGCGAGUCUAUCAUAUCCGCAAUCCAGACUAAACUGGAGGAGCAGCAACUCCCUGAGACGGAGCUUAUCCAGAGCAUCUGGCAGGGUCUCAUGGCCUCCGUAGACUGGAGUGCACGCCCAGACCAGAUCGAAGGCCUCGCACUACGUGAGGUCGGGAAAUUCGCCCCGGUUCUUGUGGCCUUCUGUAAAGGCCCUAAAACCGAGGUCGCAUUGAUCAAUAUCGUACAGGUCUACUUUGCACAGGUCUUAUACAAUAAGGACUGCGUGUCUGAUCAGGCGAUCAUCUACUGGUACCAAAAGGGGUCUAAGCCACAAGGAAGACAACACUUCCUGAAGGCUACCGAGGCGCUGGUCAAGUUCCUUCAGGAGCAGGAAGAAAGCGAAGAGGAAGAGGACGAAGAGUAACUUAUGGGCUGACAGAUUCUCGAACUAGAUGUCUAUUACCGUGUUGUUACAGUCGUUCAUCUUUUAUCCCUGUAUGUGCCAUAGGACAAUUCGCAUUUGCAAUG
Suillus paluster is the source of this 1428-nucleotide messenger RNA. RefSeq lists its product as uncharacterized. The coding region runs from base 92 to 1324 and encodes 410 amino acids. Gene Ontology annotation, molecular function: protein binding. NCBI's taxonomy places the organism in Eukaryota, Fungi, Basidiomycota, Agaricomycetes, Boletales, Suillaceae. The transcript has 8 exons. Gene Ontology annotation, cellular component: cytoplasm; membrane. The record is from RefSeq and is a predicted model, not a curated record.